AUGAAUGGGAUCAGUAAGGGGAAAUCAUCAGAAUCGACCAAACAUGAGGCCUUAUGGAAACUGUUAUGGAAGCUACAGGUGCCAAGCAAUAUCAACAUGUUUCUCUGGAGAUCAGCUAAGGAAAUCCUUCCCACCAGAGUUAACUUACACAAAAGGAAGAUCAUUGAAACUCCCAUGUGCCCAAUUUGCUUAAUUCUACCAGAAACUGUUUCUCACGCUCUUUGGACAUGUAAGGCAGCCCAGGAUGUUUGGUGCAGUAGCUCAAGAAGACUUCAGAAAAGUAGGACUGAGGACAUACCCUUCUUUGACUUGCUAAAAGAGCUUCUAUCCACCCUACCACCAGAGGAACUCACUAAGCUAGCUCUCACAACAAAAGAAAUUUGGUAUAGAAGAAACAAACUUAUCUUUGAAUCCAGAUUUGAGUCACCUCAACAGGUACUAAAACGUGUGUCCAAUUGCAUGAGAGAUUUGGAGGAGCUAACAAGGAACCAACAAAAGCACUCUACUCAGCAUCAACCUCCAGCCAAGUGGUGCAAACCUCCAACCAAUUUCUAUAAAAUAAAUUGGGACGCAGCCAUCGACAAGGUCAACUGCAGGGUGGGCAUUGGGGUGUCUAUCAGAGAUUGGUCAGGUCUUUUCACAGCAACACUUAGGAGCCCAAGUAACUCUUUUCCUGACCCCACUCUGGGAGAAGCACUCGCUGCAUUACGAGCCGUGCAAUUUGGAACUGAAAUGGGAUUACGAAAUGUCAUCUUCGAAGGGGACUCACUCCUAGUGGUGAAUGGCAUAAACAGUCUAGCUGAAGACUGGAGCUCGGAGGGGCUGAUUUAUCAAGACAUCAAGCAACUACUAAGCAAUUAUUCUUCAUGGUCAGUUUCUCAUGUUCCUAGACAGGCCAAUGUAAGGGACGAUGAGAACCUCAAGUCAUACCUUUCUCGAUUAACAAAGAACAUAUGA
This is a messenger RNA of Juglans regia (Persian walnut), 957 nucleotides long. RefSeq lists its product as uncharacterized. Lineage: Eukaryota; Viridiplantae; Streptophyta; Magnoliopsida; Fagales; Juglandaceae. The record is from RefSeq and is a predicted model, not a curated record. Gene Ontology annotation, molecular function: RNA-DNA hybrid ribonuclease activity; nucleic acid binding. The coding region runs from base 1 to 957 and encodes 318 amino acids. The transcript has a single exon.